This is a messenger RNA of Anastrepha obliqua, 917 nucleotides long. It is a transcript of the gene Prx6a, whose product is annotated as peroxiredoxin-6. The transcript has 6 exons. Gene Ontology annotation, biological process: cellular oxidant detoxification; cell redox homeostasis. Gene Ontology annotation, molecular function: peroxiredoxin activity. Bases 128 to 802 code for a protein of 224 amino acids. The record is from RefSeq and is a predicted model, not a curated record. Gene Ontology annotation, cellular component: mitochondrion; cytosol. NCBI's taxonomy places the organism in Eukaryota, Metazoa, Arthropoda, Insecta, Diptera, Tephritidae.
AUGAUUGGAGCACCAUCAAAGUGUUUCAACAAUCGACUAAAUCAUCUCUACGCUGCCCAUCACUGUUUAUUUCCUUGUUCGUAGCUGUACUGAUUUCGAUAAAGUUCUAUUUUACAUUCCAACUGAAAUGCCAAAUUCCAGCAAAGCACUCAACAUUGGUGAUUUAUUCCCAAACUUUCAGGCCGUCACUACUGAGGGUCCCAUUGACUUUCAUGAAUGGAUUGGCGAUUCUUGGGCCAUUCUUUUUUCGCAUCCCGCGGACUACACGCCCGUGUGCACUACAGAACUAGCGCGUGUCGCCACACUCUUGCCUGAGUUUGCCAAGCGCAAUGUAAAGCCAAUUGCGCUGUCGGUGGAUAAUGUCGAUUCACAUAAAGGAUGGAUUGAAGAUAUCAAAAGUUAUGGAAAUUUGAAGUCCUUUGGCUAUCCCAUAAUUGCUGAUGACAAGCGAGAAUUGGCGGUCAAGCUAAAUAUGCUGGAUAAGGACGAGUUGAACAAGGAUGGCAUACCGCUAACUUGUCGUGCUGUCUUCAUAAUUGAUGACAAAAAGAAAUUGCGCCUUUCUAUUCUAUAUCCUGCAACCACUGGUAGAAAUUUUGAUGAAAUAUUGCGUGUGAUUGAUUCACUUCAAUUGACCCAAAAUAAGUCGGUGGCCACUCCAGCUGAUUGGAAACAAGGUGAUGUUUGCAUGGUUUUACCAACAGUCAAGGAAGCAGAUGUGCCCAGCUUGUUCCCAGCUGGCGUUGAGGUCAUUCAGGUUCCAUCAGGCAAAUCAUAUUUGCGUAAAACGCCACAACCAUGAAUUUUUGAAGUCUGAAUUGUCAGCAGUUUGUAUUUAAAUGUUAAAAAUACGGAUUUUUUAUUGUUACUUUUUUGAAUAUAAAUAUGAAAUAUGAUCACAAACUUUUCAGAGUAAA